AUGGCCGUGGUGACACUGGGGGCUGUGCUACCCAUCAUGGGGUCUCGUUCCACCAACACCCUCUACAUCGUGGAGUCGGCAUCAUCUCUGGACCCGUCCCCCCCAAGGAUCCGCAUCUCUCCGUGUCCCCCCCGCCGGCUCCGCACGGCGCCCGGCCCGGGAGGGGGCGGCAGACGCCGCGGGACCGGCAUCGCCGCUGGCGGGACCGGCGGCUCCGGGGGGAGCGGCAAAGUCAUCAACAAGGACCUGCGCCACUACUUGAGCCUCCAGUUCCAGAAGGGCUCCAUAGACCAUAAGCUCCAGCAAGUGAUCAGAGACAAUCUCUACCUGAGAACCAUCCCUUGCACUACCAGGGCUCCCAGGGAUGGGGAGGUCCCUGGGGUAGACUAUAAUUUCAUUCCGGUGGAGCAGUUUAAAGCACUGGAAGAAAGUGGAGCCCUCCUGGAGAGCGGAACCUAUGACGGUAAUUUUUACGGCACUCCGAAGCCUCCGGCAGAGCCCAGCCCCUUCCAGCCUGAUCCAGUGGAUCAAGUUAUUUUUGACAAUGAUUUUGAUACUGAAACGCAGAGGAAAAGAACCACGUCCGUCAGCAAAAUGCAAAGGAUGGACAGUUCUCUCCCCGAGGAGGAGGAAGAGGAGGAGAAGGACGCGGUUAAUGGCAGCGGAGGGAUAGAAAACAAAGAAAAACAUUCAGAUUCUCCUGACUGGAUGAAACCUGUUCCCAGCUACAACCAGACAAGCAGCUCCAUGGAUUUCAGGAAUUACUUGUCGAGGGAUGAAACCCUGGAACCGCUGCCCAAGAACUGGGAGAUGGCCUACACCGACACGGGCAUGAUCUACUUCAUCGACCACAACACCAAGACAACCACGUGGCUUGAUCCGCGGCUCUGUAAGAAAGCCAAAGCUCCAGAGGACUGUGAAGAUGGAGAACUUCCUUAUGGGUGGGAAAAAAUCGAAGACCCUCAAUACGGAACGUACUACGUUGAUCACAUUAACCAGAAAACUCAGUUUGAAAACCCGGUGUUGGAAGCCAAAAGGAAAAAACAGCUGGGACAGACUGACAUUGGCUCUUCAAAAUCAGGAGCAGAGAAGUCUGUCUUCACGAGAGACCCAGCCCAGCUCACGGGAGCGCUCAUACGGACAGCGCUGAAAAAAAGUACAAUGGGCUUUGGCUUCACCAUCAUUGGAGGGGACAGACCUGAUGAGUUCCUGCAGGUGAAGAACGUGUUAAAAGACGGCCCCGCUGCACAAGAUGGGAGAAUUGCACCAGGGGAUGUCAUUGUAGACAUAAAUGGAAGUUGUGUCCUGGGCCAUACCCAUGCAGAUGUUGUCCAGAUGUUUCAGCUCGUUCCUGUCAAUCAGUACGUGAACAUGACUUUGUGUCGUGGUUACCCUCUUCCUGAUGACAACGAAGACCCUGUGGUGGACAUUGUGACAGCUACACCCAUCAUUAAUGGACCUCCUGUGGCCAAGGGGGAUGUGUGUGUGGCCAGCCAGGAUUUAAUAGCAGGAACGGUUGUGUUGGACCAGAACGGGAAGAUGGGCCCUAUGUUGGUUAAUGGUCGUCUCAACGGCCCUUCCAUGGACACAACUGAGCAGAGGAUCUCUCUUGCCUCCUCAGGAGGCUCCCAGCCGGAGCUGGUCACCAUUCCUCUCAUCAAAGGUCCUAAAGGCUUUGGGUUUGCCAUUGCGGACAGUCCUACAGGACAGAAGGUGAAGAUGAUUUUGGACAGCCAGUGGUGCCAGGGUCUUCAGAAAGGGGACGUCAUCAAGGAGAUUUGCCAUCAGAACGUGCAGAGCUUGACACACCUGCAGGUGGUGGAGGUGCUGAAGCAGUUCCCAGUAGGAGCAGAGGUGCCGCUGCUCAUCUUAAGAGGAGGUCCACCCUCACCUACCAAAACUGCCAAAGCGAAGGAGAAGCAGGACAGCUCGGGGAGUCUGGAAGCUGUCGGGGACCCCAUCCCUCAGCCCAUGCCCUUCCCUCCCACGGCCGUUCGGUCGGGCUCUCCUAAGCUGGACCCUUCAGAAGUCUACCUGAAGUCUAAGUCUAUAUACGAGGACAAACCUCCAAACACAAGAGAUUUGGAUGUUUUCCUGCGAAAACAAGAGUCAGGCUUUGGUUUCCGGGUGCUUGGAGGGGAUGGACCCGAUCAGCCCAUCUAUAUCGGGGCCAUCAUCCCACUGGGAGCAGCAGAGAAGGACGGGCGGCUGCGGGCUGCGGAUGAGCUGAUGUGUAUCGACGGGGUCCCUGUGAAAGGGAAGUCACACAAACAAGUUUUGGACUUAAUGACCAGCGCUGCGCGGAACGGGCAGGUGCUGCUCACCGUGCGCAGGAAGAUCUUCUUCGGUGGGGAGAAGCAAGCAGAGGAGGAGGAGUUGCAGCCUGUCCUGGCACAGAACGGCUCUCCCCGACUGAAUCGGGUGGAGUUUGCAAACCAGCAGUCCCCAGAGGUCUAUGAUGUGCGUCUGCAGCGGAAGGAGAACGAAGGCUUUGGCUUCGUCAUCCUCACCUCAAAGAACAAACCUCCUCCAGGUGUGAUUCCUCACAAGAUCGGGCGAGUCAUAGAGGGGAGCCCGGCUGACCAGUGUGGGAAGCUGAAAGUGGGCGACCGCAUCUCGGCGGUGAACGGCCAGUCCAUCGUGGAGCUCUCACACGACAGCAUCGUGCAGCUCAUCAAGGACGCGGGCAACGUGGUGACUCUGACCGUGGUGGCCGAGGAAGAACACCGUGGUCCUCCCUCAGGAACCAACUCGGCCCGGCAGAGCCCGGCUCCACAGCACCGGCCGCUGGCCCAGGCCCAGCCCAGCGCCCCCGGCACCGACAGGGCAGCUGCGGAGGGGGAGGCUGGAAAAGAAGCCGCCAACAGCUACAGGAUUUCCUGGCCCGAGCACAAGCACCCGACGGCCUCGGAGGUCGGCAGCCGGCACUCCCAGAGUCCUGGCUGUUUCCCAGUGGAGCUGGAGCGGGGCCCCCGAGGGUUCGGGUUCAGCCUGCGCGGGGGGAAGGAGUACAACAUGGGGCUCUUCAUCCUGCGGCUGGCUGAGGACGGGCCGGCCGUCAAGGACGGGAGAGUGCACGUUGGCGACCAAAUCGUUGAAAUUAACGGAGAACCCACCCAAGGAAUCACUCACACACGAGCCAUUGAGCUGAUCCAGGCUGGAGGGAAUAAAGUGUUGCUGCUGCUGAGACCAGGGACCGGCUUGAUACCGGAUCACAGUGAUUGGGAUAGUUACAAUCCAUCUUCGUCAAAUGUAAUAUAUGAAGAACAGUCACCAUUACCUUCAUCUCCACAUUCUGCUGCCCCAUCUGAAGCGUGUUAUUUACCAGCACCAGGAGAAGCUUUAACGAGCGUUCAGCUGUCUGAGAAACUGGAACAAGCAAAGAACACUGUGCCUGAAAAGAAAAGCACUUUAACUGAGACCCAGUUUGAGAUGAAGCCUCAGUCUUCUCCCCAGAGAACAAAGAACAGGGACUCCAGGAGAAACACGUCUGAAGACGAAAAACUGAAGAGGCUUCACUCUGGGGAGCCGAGCUCCAGCAGGUUGAAAACUUCCAGCCUUUCCAACAUUCCCCUUCUCUCUCUGGAGAGACAAAGGUGGCCGGAGCCACAGGAGACUGUUGCGCUGGACAGACGGCACGGAGCGCGACACGCGGAGCUGCCCCAUGAAACCAAAGAUGGAAUUUCCAAAUCUGAGCAGAGUUCUCCGGUCAAGAAAACACCGAUAACUCCUGGGCCCUGGAGGGUACCGAGCACCUGUAAAGUCACCCCAGCAGCGGGGGUGGCUGAAAAACGGGUUUGACUGACGCUUUUUUUAGAACAUGUUUUAAUCGAGUUUCUAAUAACGGUCAUUUAAAAGCAUUGGUUCUUUUCGCGAAGUUGUCGGGUUUUUUUUCAGAAACUGGUUGGAGGGUGGAAAAGUAUUUGAUUUGUUCUUAAAUUAUCUCAGCUGCAUGAAGGACCUUGUGGAUUGCUUGAAAUGAAACUCUCCCACGAGCUGCUGUCCCCCCCCGUCCUUCGCCGGCCUGUUCUGCUGCUCCUGCCGUCGCGCUGCUGCCGCUUCCCCGUCGUGCUGUGAGUUCUGAACAAAGUUAUUUAAUGCCUGUAUUGCCAAUGUGACCACGACUCACUGUUCUUGUGCCAAGUUACCUGCUGUACCCCCUCAGCCUCAGCCUUCCCCUACGUCACCGUCACAGGAAAGACACGGUUUUUGUUGGAAAAGGGGUGUUUUCUCAAGAGCACGUUGCAUGUUUCUGUGGGGGAGCCCCCCCCGUGUUCUGGCUGGUUCAGGGAGGAGUUGGGCGAGUUGGUUCUCUCCGUUCGAGGGCAGCAAAUGAGCCACUGCACCAAUCGAUGGCUUUUCUUAAAUUUUUAUACCUAAUGCAAAACCGUGUAGAUAAAAAUUAUAUUUGACAUGAUGUUUUGUAAUUUUGCUUUUUAUGAACGCAGCAAAAUUGCUUUAUUUUCUUGACUCAUAAGGAUGUUAUAAGGCUGCUUAUAACAACUGUCUGCAAACAUCUGGCUGGAGAAAAGCCUGGGUUCUGUUAAAUACCAUCGUCCCUUGUCUCGUCGUGGCCCCGUGUCACCCGGAGCCCUCGCUGCAAACACCACUGAGUGCACGUUGGUUUUUGGCUUCACCGCGGUGCCGUGUGCUCAGCUCCCAGCUUUAAUUAGUUAAUGCUGGUGACGAAUGGGAUUUUCAUCCUUUGCAGAGGGAACAACUGACCUUUAGGACAGAACCAGCUGCCGCAGCCGCGUCUUAACGCGGUUCCUGCCCAUGUGAGGUGUCGCCCGUGUUUUACUUUGUGUGUGUGACGUGUCUGGGAGCGGUAAAUUGGGUGAUACUUGGGGUACGUGAGGCUUCAGAUUUAUUGUUUGGGCUGUAACCAUAUUCCACAGAGGGAUGUUACUGGAACGUUCUGACCCAUCAGCCCUCCAGCUCCAAGAACAGCCGCCUGCGUGAGUGAAGGGCUUUUUUUCCUUCAGUUUUAGUGAUGUUUUCCUGACAGGUUAAGUUUUAAUGACUGUAAAGAAGUGGUAAAAGGAGCCCAUUGGUCCAGUUUGCAGAAGGGAGUGUAAAAGGUCAAGCUUUACUUACUCGUGUUAAUAUUCAGACUAAUACGAUUUGCUGUUUGAAUGAGUAUCUCAGUUUGGCUUUGAAACAUUUCAUGUUUUUAAUGAAGCCCCAGUGAAUCAGAUCCAAGUUGAAUUCUUUAGAACAGGUGACUCCUCAAACAGCUUUUUAAACAAAGACUUUGAACCAAUGAAGUGGGCUUUAAAGCAGACCUGAGCUGUGCUCUGCUGCUCGCCGUGGGGUGACCCCCCAGCCAUUCGCUGCGCAGCAGAACCCGCGCAAACGCUCCCUCUUGGAGUGUGACUGUGAAAAUAUUUAAUACUCUGAAGUAGCCUGUGUAGAUAUUCACCGUGUGUUCUCAACAAGAGACUCUGUUUUAUGUUGACUUGUCCCUGACCACUGAGUACGUAACGAAUUCAGCCGUUGAAUACAAAGAUUAAUUAGCACCACUGAAGUCACCUCCCUGUCAUCAGCUGCCCCUCUAUAUUUUUUUUUCUCUGUGUUGAUGUGACCUUGACUUCGUGUCCUACCUGUGUGUGACCUCUCCUUCCAGGGGACUCGUACCUGUACUUACUGUAUCAGACUUAGCGACGUGGCCUUGGAACGCGGAGCAAUGUAUGGAUGUUCUGGGUGUAAAUGUUUAUAUAUUGUACAGCACCUUUAUACAGACUUCGGAGGUUCUGACGAGAGAGAGACCUGUAAAUCGCUCAUUAUUUUUUAUAUAGAUAUUAAAAAGAAACUCCAGUUCUGGG
Calidris pugnax (ruff) is the source of this 5825-nucleotide messenger RNA. RefSeq names its product membrane associated guanylate kinase, WW and PDZ domain containing 3 (gene MAGI3). The record is from RefSeq and is a predicted model, not a curated record. Bases 1 to 3801 code for a protein of 1266 amino acids. The transcript has 23 exons. NCBI's taxonomy places the organism in Eukaryota, Metazoa, Chordata, Aves, Charadriiformes, Scolopacidae. Gene Ontology annotation, cellular component: cytoplasm. Gene Ontology annotation, biological process: signal transduction. Gene Ontology annotation, molecular function: protein binding.